AUGGCAACGGAAGCACUGCUCCCCAUCGGCGCAGCAUACACCGGUGCGACACAAUCCAGCCUCGACUCGGCCAAAGCCGCUGCGGGCAACAACUACUUCCCGACCGUCUUCAACCCGGCCACAGUGCACAAGAAGGGCCAUGCUGUUAUUGGCAAAGGGCGAACCGGUCUGCAAAAGGGCAGCACCGACGGCUUCAAGCUGUACUACGAGGUGCACGGCUCUGGUCCCGUCAAGGUAGCCUUUGUAAUGGGCCUGAACAACUCGUGCUCUGGGUGGCUGCCUCAAGUGGAGCACCUGUCCAAGGACUCGCGCUACUCGUGCCUGGUGUUCGACAACCGGGGUGUCGGCAAUUCGGAGACGCCCGCCGGGUGGUACAAGACGUCGGACAUGGCGCAGGAUGCGUUUGAGCUGCUCGAGGAUUUGGGCUGGAUUAAGGAGGGGCAAACGAAGCCAAGUGUGCAUGUAGCAGGCGUGUCGAUGGGCGGCAUGAUUGGGCUGGAAAUGGCACGUCAGCGGCCGCAAGUGAUUGCCUCGCUCUCGCUCAUCUCCACGACUCCUGGUCGAAGGUUCCGCACCCCUACUUACGGCCUCACCUCGCUCGCCCGCGUGCUCGGUGGACGAACGCUGGGAUUCGACAGCGAAGAGUACCGUAUCAACCGGCUUAUCACCACCCUCUUCCCCACCUCGUGGCUCUCCCAACCACACCCUUCCGACCCGCAGGGCAGAACACACCAACAGGUGCUCUACGACAUGUUCAAAUGGCGCUUCAAUUUCACCACGCGCCAAUCGCUCCAUGGCGCCGUCAGCCAGAUGAAGGCCGCCGUCACGCACAAUGUGCCCGACGCCGACCUGGACCGCAUCAACAAGACCGUCGGCAAAAUUGCCAUCUUGACGGGGGACGAGGAUUACCUCGUCGACCCGAGGAACUCGGACUACAUGCGCGAGAAGCUCACCACGGCAGAGUUUCACAAGUUCGACCACGCUGGCCAUGCGUUGGGUAACCAGCUGGCCGACAAGGUCAAUGCGAUCUUGGAGAAGGUGAUCGAGGAGGGCGAGGCCAAGGCCAAAGCUUAG
This is a messenger RNA of Sporisorium graminicola, 1074 nucleotides long. RefSeq lists its product as uncharacterized. The coding region runs from base 1 to 1074 and encodes 357 amino acids. The transcript has a single exon. The record is from RefSeq and is a predicted model, not a curated record. Lineage: Eukaryota; Fungi; Basidiomycota; Ustilaginomycetes; Ustilaginales; Ustilaginaceae.